AGCCACAGUCAAAAACAGCAUAAUGCAACCAUCCCAGGUCCUGAGAAGUUUGUGCCUCUUUGCGGCUCUCAGCUCCAUGGCAGUUGUGGUCCUUGGACUGUGCGAUAGCUGCCAGACGAACAAUGUGGCCUGCCUGAAUGAGACGCACUACAGGUUCUGCGCCGACAACGUGGCGCCCAACCAGGUGGCCGAGUGUCCCACCGGUCAGGUCUGCACCAACCUGGCCAUCAUCUGCAUGGACAAGGGCUCCUAUGACGCCUCCUGCUCGGCCGACGCUGCGGAUGGAUCCUGCCCCAGCUGCGACGGCACCAGCAUGUUCGUCUGCACCAGCCGCACCACCUUCCAGCAGUGCAAUGGCACCAGUCUGCUGAGCCAGGUCACCAAGUGCAAGGACAACAAGAUCUGCUCGAUCAGCUCUGGCAAAUACUGCGUGGACCUCUGCGAGGCGGGAGACUCCAUUGAGUGUGACAGGGAGGCCCCUCUAUAAUCACAUACCUACACUUGUCCUUGAAAAAAUUAAUCUUUAAAAUAAAAACAUAUUUUUUAAUUUAAAUCUUAA
Drosophila biarmipes is the source of this 559-nucleotide messenger RNA. RefSeq lists its product as uncharacterized. The transcript is spliced from 2 exons. Lineage: Eukaryota; Metazoa; Arthropoda; Insecta; Diptera; Drosophilidae. The record is from RefSeq and is a predicted model, not a curated record. Bases 23 to 487 code for a protein of 154 amino acids.